AUGGGGUGCCCAGGGGUCUUGCGAGUGAUGAUUCUGCCGAUCACCAAGGUCAGCCCCUUGGACGCGAUGGCCACGACGGACCCAAGGGACCCAAGACCCCGAAGGCGCUAUGUCAGCGAGUAUCGCAAACGCAUCAGUGAAAGCCAAGGUUUUCGCAAAUGUGCCAGAGGAUGA
Messenger RNA from Cladocopium goreaui, 174 nucleotides. Lineage: Eukaryota; Dinophyceae; Suessiales; Symbiodiniaceae. The record is from the annotation of a GenBank genome assembly.